Messenger RNA from Pterocles gutturalis (yellow-throated sandgrouse), 477 nucleotides. It is a transcript of the gene SREK1IP1, whose product is annotated as SREK1-interacting protein 1. Bases 1 to 477 code for a protein of 158 amino acids. Gene Ontology annotation, biological process: nucleosome assembly. The record is from RefSeq and is a predicted model, not a curated record. Gene Ontology annotation, molecular function: DNA binding; structural constituent of chromatin; zinc ion binding. The transcript is spliced from 4 exons. Gene Ontology annotation, cellular component: nucleosome. NCBI's taxonomy places the organism in Eukaryota, Metazoa, Chordata, Aves, Pterocliformes, Pteroclidae.
AUGGAAUUUUCUCUUUCAGGUGGAAAUAAGGAUAACAUCAGAGCAGGCUGCAAGAAAUGCGGCUACCCGGGUCAUCUGACAUUUGAAUGCCGAAACUUCCUCCGAGUAGAUCCUCAACGAGAUAUUGUUUUAGAUGUUAGCAGCACUAGCAGUGAAGACAGUGAGGAGGAAGAACUUCAGAGAUUGCAAGCCAUGCGUGAAAAAAAGAAUUUCAAUGAGGAGGAAGAAAAAAAGAAACAAAAAAGAAAAAGCAAAGAAAAACCAAAAUUAAAGAGACCAAGGAAAAGAUCUUCCUCAUCAAGUGCAUCUGAAGAGGAUGGGACAAAGUCAAAAAAACAAAAAUCACACAAAAAAGAAAGGAAAAAGGAAAAAAAGAAUAAAUCUAAGAAAGGAAAACAUCAUAAAAAGGAGAAAAAGAAGAGACGGAAGGAAAAAAGUUCAUCUUCUGACAGUUCAGACAGUUCUAGUAGUGACUGA